Molecule: messenger RNA, 990 nt
Organism: Cotesia congregata
Lineage: Eukaryota; Metazoa; Arthropoda; Insecta; Hymenoptera; Braconidae
Source: the annotation of a GenBank genome assembly
AUGAAAUCAAGAAUAAAAGGAAAAAAGAACACUAAAACACAGCAAAUAGGUAUUCUAGUUGAUCGCCUGCUUAGAAAUGGAAUUGUGGAAGCUGCAACUGAACCAUCAAGAUGUAUAUGUGCUUUGCUUUAUUUGCUUUCAGCGAAUUUGCCAAAGACCACUGACGAACUUGGAGACACUAUUUCGUCGGAGCUCGAAGGUAACCCUCCACUUUGGGUGACAAGAAAACGUGGAUAUCCUCAAGAUGAAAUUUAUAUCAACAAUGCCAAAAUUCUUGACGGUAGCAACUACAGGUCCAAAAUUCAUACGUCUAAUGGAGAAAAAAUUCAGGUUCUGCACAAAAUAUCAGAAGUACUGGAGCCAGUUCUAUCAAACUCACCCGACUCAUUAAUAUCCAACCCAAAUGCAUUUCAAUUCUUGAACCAAAGCGACAGUAUUAACCUUGGUCAAUUUAGAAUAAGAACCUUCCGUCAAAGAGUAUUAUUAAAUAAUAAAGAAGACAUAUUUAAAGCAGAGGGUGGUUACACAUUUUUCAUCCCCGACGAGGAAGGAUUUAAGCCUUCGGUCAGACCCACCAAGAUAGACCACCAAGUUAUUGACGGUCACGUUAUUCCAAACCAUGUAUUAUUCACCGCACCGACGCCUAAUGACAGACCUUACAAUACCUUGGCUAAUACUGAUAAUUUUAAAGUAACUAUUAGCUUCGUACGUGAUCCGGAUAAUUCUAAAAAAAUGUACGUGAAGUCCAACACCCUCGUCGGGGACGCGACACAUCCAACUGGAGUGGUGCUAGCGGAAAUAGUGAAAGCCAACAUUCCUGUUAAAAAUGGCGUCGUCCAUUUAAUCCAGCGGCCGCUGAUGGUAGUCGACACCACUGUCCAGCAAUUCCUCGCGGUCAGUACUAAUUUAUUAUUUACCAGUCCGACUAAUUAUUUAUCAUCGAUACUCUGUUUGUCGAUUACCAAUUAUAAAUUACAUGUGCACAGCUGA